CCCUCCCCUCCUUCUCUCCUCUCUCCUAGCAUCAUAUUGUCCUCCCUCCUUCUCCCUGAGUCAUUGUGGAGCUCCGCCGGUCCUCCUUCAGGUUCCGGUCCUCCUUCAGGCUCCUUCAGGUCUCAUGAACACGUUCGACGGCCGUUUGAAAUGACCGAAGUGGCCCCGAGCUGCGCCGACAUGACAGCGCUGGCUCCUCCCCCCGAGCCGAUGGUCACCAGUAGGAACGCGUCUCCUGCUCGAUCCCCGUCCAAUCACAGCGGCCCGCCAGAGAUGCAGGAGGCGCUGCGUGAUAAGGACCGCCGUGCGCAGCAGCAGCUGGAUCGCUCUGCCGAGGAGCGAGGGAGGAAGAUGGAGGUGCAGAAGAGGAAGGAGCAGCAGCGACGGGCGGCUGCCGGGGAAAAGAGACGGCAGCAGAAGGAGGCUGAGAAGGAGAGGCUGGAGGCCCUGGUCCGCCGGAGAGCCGCGGGCCCCGAGAGACGAGGAGCAGGAGGAGGAGGAGGAGGAGGAGACCACCUGGAUAACAGGCCCAAACGCUGGACAUGGGGAGGACCGCCUGACGGAGUGGAGGGUAACCCUAAGGCCCCGCCCUGCCCUGCCAUUGGCUCCGCUCAGCCCAAUGAGCUUCCUGCUGCUUCCAGCGCCAGACAAACCCGUCACGUCAGUGACUUCCUGUCUACUCCUGCGAUGGAUCAGCCAAUCAACAAGCAGCUCUCCAACUCCUCCGCUGCCCUCCAUUCACCUGAGAGAGUGUCUUUUGUGUCCCAUCGAACAGCGUCCCCCAACAACCACAGACCGAACAGAAGUUCCUCCAACCGCAGGAGCAUCGCUGGAUUCCCUGAUGAGACGUCCAGAGCCAAAACACCCACGGGGGAGAAUCCCAACGCACCGGCCCGCAGUUCAUCCUUCCGGGCCAACAGCAAGGGCCCCGCCACGCCCAAACGGGUGAGGUCGAACAGGAGUCGCGCCCAGUCGCCCUGCUCCCCCGGUGGCCAGUACCCCCCCUCCCCGCUGAGGCAGAGGGCCACGACCCCCGGCACCGACGACAGGGGUCACCCCGAGGUCAAAGGUCACAGCACCCUGGAGAGGAAAUCCACCAAAUCUGAGACCUCGGAGAGAAAGAUCCCCAAAUCCACCAGCAGAGAACUGAACGCAGAGUCUCCCAGCACGCCCUCCGGUCGGAGCGUUGGCGGGACGACGGACGCUGAGGAGGCGUCCAGACUGCUGGCCGAGAGACGCCGUCUGGCCCGGAUACAGAAGGAGCAGGAGGAGAGGCAGCGGGUGGAGGAGGAGAGGCUGAGGGCCGAGGAGGAGCAGAGGAGGCAGCAGGAGGCCAAGGAGAGGCAGGAGAGAGCUGCGCUGCAGGCCGAGGAGGAGAAGGUGAGGAGGGAGGAGGAGAGGAGGAGCAGAGAGGAUGAGGAGAGACGGCAGAAGGAGCAGCGCUGGAAGGACAUGCAGGACCAGCUGGACAGAGAGAGGGAGGAGGCCGUGCUGAGAGCCCAUCGGGAGGCGGAGAGGAAGCGGCAGGAGAGAGAGCUGCUGCACCUCCAGGAGGAGCAGGAGCGGCUGCAGAGGAAGAAGAGGAUCGAGGAGAUCAUGAAGAGGACACGCAAGAGCGAAGCGGAGCCGAUGUCCGGCGCUGCAGCCGACUCGAUGCCGGAGGCGGCGGUCGCCCCGGAGGACGAGGUCCCCCAAGAGGACGAGGUCCCCACACAGAACCAGGUCCCGACUCCGGCCCCCAUCACCCUGCUGGGGCCCCUGGGGACCAAGAGCUUCCUGGACGAGCUGUCGGACGGAGUCCAGUCGAUGGAUGUCAGUUCUCCAUCUGUGUCCGUCAGCCCGGUGUCCCGUGACGAGCAGCCCAGCGCUCAUGAGUUCUCGCCGCUCGCCGAGGGGCCCGACUGUCCCCUGGAGCAGCUGCUGGAGCUGGAGGCCCAGGGCCGCUCGGCCGCGUACCCCCGGCUGCAGGUCGGCAGCGGGGUGGGGGACCUCAACAAGAACCUGCUGAUCCAGGCCUACAGCGCGGCCUCCGAGUCCUCCCAGAUCCUCCACAGCAUCGGGCCCAAUAAGCUGGACGUCCAGUAGCAGGAGCCGGCCGGUUUCCAUAGCAACGGGACGAGCGGAGCAAGAAGCAUCAACAUUUCCACGAGGAACAAAAGUUCCUCAUCCGUCCUGACGCUGUGAGGCAGUGCACACGGGACAACAACAACAACACUACAUAAACACACUGUAAACAACAACAGCUAGUAUUAAGGAAUAGAUUAUUUAUGUUACAGGUGAUUAAAAUAUACAAGAUCAAUGUUCACGCCAACCAUCCAAUAGAAAGCACCAGACACUCCUCUUAUCCUUGUUUCACUUCCUGUCGGAUCUUUAUUUCACUUCCUGUUGAAUCUUUAUUUCACUUCCUGCUGGAUCUUUAUUUCACUUCCUGCUGGAUCUUUAUUUCACUUCCUGUUGGAUCUUUAUUUCACUUCCUGUUUAAUCUUUAUUUCACUUCCUGUGGAAUCUUUAUUUUACUUCCUGCUGGAUCUUUAUUUCACUUCCUGUUGAAUCUUUAUUUCACUUCCUGUGGAAUCUUUAUUUUACUUCCUGCUGAAUCUUUAUUUCACUUUCUGUUGGAUCUUUAUUUCACUUCCUGUUGAGUCUUUAUUUCACUUCCUGUUGAAUCUUAUUUCACUUCCUGUUGGAUCUUUAUUUCCCGGCUGCACUGCCCCCAAACUGCAACUAUCAAAGUGUCGCCCGCUUUUAAUCUCUCUCAUCGCGCUCUUUGUAAAGCUGUAAAUAUCUGAGUCAGGGGAGAGUUCAUCCGGAGGGGAAGCCGAUGUUACUGGUUGUACCUGAACACACCAUCUGGGAGUCUCUCCUGUGUGUGUUCACCUCCUGCUUAACGACAAAAGAAAAGAAAACAUCACGAGACAUAAACACCGAGUUUCUUUCUCCUGUCGAUCAGCAACGUGUACUUGUACCUGCGCCCCCCCCCCCCCCCACAGCUAGAAUAUACCUCACCUGGUCAGAGCCUCCACCUCUCACCACCCCUGAGGCCUCGGCCCUCUGAGAUGCAUGUGACACUUAAAAAGACACAUUUAUGAUUUAUGUUUUGGGGAAAAUAACACUAUUAAAAUAUACAGACGUAUUUAAUUGUGAGUCCCUCCUCACAUUGUGGUCCGGUGUCAUUCUGGUGAGGAAUACACUCUUCUUCUUCUUCUUCUUCUUCUUCUGGGCUGUCAACAAGAUACGUGUGAGUCGGCCUCUUGGAAUCCCAACGGCUUGAUGACAUCAUCGGUCAGACACGCCCCCUCCUGGUGAAGACGUUGCUUUAGUGCUUUUAAAAUGAACUUCAUCUCCUUGUUCUCUUCUUCGUGUCUUUAUAGGUAAACAUGACUGAAGAUGUGAACCCCCCCCCCUCCUCUUGUAUAUGAAGUAAAACACAAAAUAAAUAUGGCCGCGGUGUUCAUCGAUAUGAUUUCCCGCAGCUUGGUGGAAUAUGUCAUUGUAGACGUGGUGCAUGGAACCCGAGACGUCGUGGAGCCAUUCGUGGUGGUGAGAUAAGUAGAUACUCGUAUACAUAUAUAUAAACAUGGCCGCCGGACGCUUUGGGCAACAGGAAGUAGUAAACAAACCUGUGUGCGAUGUUAACCUUCACGAGACGUGUCGCGUCGAGCUUCAAGCAGACUCUUUAUCAUAUUAUCUCACUGUGUUGACGCUGCACUGGAAUAAAACUCAUCUGCAAAAGACGGA
Molecule: messenger RNA, 3738 nt
Organism: Pseudoliparis swirei
Lineage: Eukaryota; Metazoa; Chordata; Actinopteri; Perciformes; Liparidae
Gene: map7d2b
Product: MAP7 domain containing 2b
Exons: 16
Coding region: 151-2085 (644 amino acids)
Biological process (GO): microtubule cytoskeleton organization
Cellular component (GO): microtubule cytoskeleton
Source: RefSeq, a predicted model, not a curated record